Messenger RNA from Xenopus laevis (African clawed frog), 5042 nucleotides. It is a transcript of the gene znf507.S, whose product is annotated as zinc finger protein 507 S homeolog. Gene Ontology annotation, cellular component: nucleus. The record is from RefSeq and is a predicted model, not a curated record. The coding region runs from base 328 to 3069 and encodes 913 amino acids. The transcript has 7 exons. Gene Ontology annotation, biological process: positive regulation of transcription by RNA polymerase II; regulation of gene expression. NCBI's taxonomy places the organism in Eukaryota, Metazoa, Chordata, Amphibia, Anura, Pipidae.
UGCACAGCUCACUUGUAACACCUUUCUCUCAAUUCACUUAAGUACCGACAGCACUUCCGCCCACAGACCCUCGUAGUGAUCCACGCCUCCCACAAUUCCUGCCGAGCCCCUGUGACGUAACCGAGCCGCGUCCCACCUGAUCUGUCAACUUCGAUCACGUGAUCCACCUCCCGAAAGCCGCCAUUUUGAAGCGUUGUGGCCAGAGUUGUCGGCGUGCGUGCUCUAUUUUUAGGUGCAGUGGGCGCAUUGCCGUGGCUGGAGAUAUAACCCCUCGUGGGGUUGGGUGCGAAAAAGAGAUCAAACCGAGAAUCCAAAGGGAGAGAUAUCAUGGAAAAUACAGAAUGUGUAACAAUGGCAAUACAAAACAUGGAAGAACCAGAAGCUCGUCAAACGAAACACAAACAUGACCCAUUAAUUCAUGUUAUACAAAAACUGUCGGCAAUGGUGGAGAGUGAGAAGUCCAGCAGGUGUUUUGAAGGAAGAAAACGUUCUUAUCCAGAUGAAGAAAUGCAGUCAGAUAUUCAGGGAAGCUGUGCCUCUCCAUCUAAAUCAGACGAUCUAGAUAUUCUUCCUAAAAGAAUUAAAGCAGAAGCAGUUAUUGACAAUUCAAAUGCAGACCUCCUUUUACCAAGAGAAAGAAAGGUGAUGUUUUAUCAGUGCAGUCUUUGUAAUUUCCUAUCUCACUCUUUUGAAAUCCUAAAAAUUCACGUUAAGAAUCAUGAUCAACAAAAUGAAAUCGUUCUUAUGUGCUCUGACUGCCACAUGACCUUCAAGAAACAUGAAGAUCUUGAAGGUCACAUUAAAAAACAUUGUGAGACUGAGGACACGUCACAUCCACAGCAGUGUAAGCAGCUGUCUGCAUCUCUAAAUUUCCCUGACAAAGUUAGAAAAAAAUGGUAUGCAUAUGAGGACUAUGGAUUGUAUCGAUGUCUGAUUUGUAAAUAUACUUGUGGCCAACAACGUAUGUUAAAGACUCAUGCUUGGAAGCAUGCAGGUGAGGUUGACUGUUCAUACCCCAUCUUUGAAGAGGAGAAUGAGUCUGCUGGUCUGCCAGAUUCCACUGUUGCGCAUAGUCCACAUGGGAGUGAAUCCGUUUUAUCUGAAGAUGCUGAAAGUAGACAUAACUCUCAAACACCUGCCAGUGACAAGGGUCCGGUAUGCGAUUCUUUGUUGCUGGAAAAUACAGUGAAAAAUACAGAGACUAUAAAUUCAGCAGCUAAUCCAGAGACAAUUGAAGUUCUGGUGGUAGAUGAUUCCUUAUCAGAUGCAGAACAGGAUAACACGAUUACCGAUAGUCUGCUCUCUUCUGCACAAAAAAUCAUUAGCUGUACUCAGAACAAAAAAGGCCACGUAAAUGUAAUUGUGGAACGUCUGCCAAGUGCCGAAGAAACUGUUUCGCCAAAAGCACUCUUGAUUAGCAAUGAUUUGGCGGUCAAAAAGAAAAUUGUCCCCCGUGAUUCCCAGAUUGUAUGUGAAGGCUCCGUUGAAGUCUACCAUGCAGACAAAAAUGUGGUUGAAAACGAAGAGAUUAUAAUAGGUUGGAGUAAUACCAUCAAAACUGGUGAUUUUCAUGAAAGUAAUGAAAAUUUUCCUCCAAUGAGAAGGAGAACAAAUUCUGAAUGCUUACGAUUGCACUCUUUGGCUGCUGAGGCACUGGUAACCAUGCCAAUCAGUGUUGUUGAAUGUCCCAAGUCCAGCCUCCGAAUUCUUAGUAAACCAGAUUCACUAGAUCCAGACACUGGCCAGCAAGAAGGUGAUCGAAACUAUGCAACAUACUCCAAACUAGUUUCAUCUAAGAUACCUGAAAAAGUAGAUAGCUGUGGACAGAAUGUUAUUAACCUUAAAGAAAGUAAAGAAGGAAGUGAACUAAAAGAAGCACCUAUAAGGAUGGGUAUUAGCAUGUCUUUGCUUAAAGUCAUUGAAAGACUGAGGGAACGGACAGAUCAAAACGCAACAGAUGAUGACAUUUUGAAAGAGUUAAGGGACAAUGCCCAAACAGAAUCUACAGUUGACUUUGCCUCGAGCAGCAAUGUUGUGGAAUACUUACCUCAUGCUGAACGUCCAUACCGAUGUCGCCUGUGCCAUUACUCUAGUGACAACAAAGGUUACAUAAAACAACACUUGCGUGUUCAUAGACAGAGGCAGCCCUAUCAGUGUCCUAUUUGUGAACAUAUAGCUGAUAAUAGCAGUGAUUUGGAAAACCACAUGAUAAACCACUGCAAAACAAGGAUGUAUGAAUGUAAACAUUGUGCCGAAUCCUUUUAUUAUAAGUCUCAACUGAGGAAUCACGAGAGAGAACACCGUAAUAGUCCAGAUAACCGUACGCUGUCUACAUCAAGUGAUGAACAGCAAGGUUCUAGCGGGGAUAAUGAAGAUAAGCAGCCAUCAGAAGGCAGCAAAUCGUGUAACCAAAAAUUGUACCGAUGUGAUGUAUGCAGUUAUACAAGCUCUACAUAUGUUGGUGUUCGAAACCAUAGAAGAAUUCAUACAUGCGAUAAACCGUACAGAUGUCAAGUGUGCAAUUUUGCCACUACAAAUAUGAGCAGUUUCAAGUGCCACAUGAGAUGCCAUCCUGAGGAACAUCAAGCAGUACAGCUGGUAGAGCAGUACAAGUGCUCACUUUGUGGAUAUGUAUGCAGCCACCCACCAUCUUUAAAGUCUCACAUGUGGAAGCAUGCAAGCGAUCAAAAUUAUAAUUAUGAACAAGUGAACAAAGCAAUUAAUGAAGCGAUGUCUCAAAGCAGUCGGAUUCAAGUGGAAACAAUAAAGAAGAGUUCAGAAGAUUCUGAUAAAGUACAUGUUAAUAGUGAGAGUUCUACUCGGCAAUCCGCAUAUGAAAUAAAAAAUGACAUAGAAAGUCCAAAGGUCAAUCACACUCAAAUUACCUUGUGCAAUACAGAAAAAUUACAAAGCCAGAUGCGGCCUGAGGCAGAACUGUGUAUACUACUUUUCUGCUGUUGUAUUUGUGGCUUUGAGUCUAGUAGCAAAGAACUUCUAAUGGAACACAUGAAAGCACAUGAGGGAGAAAUCAUAAAUAUCAUUCUAAAUAAAUCAGAAUCAACUUCUUGAAAGUAGCAUUCAGUAAUCUGUACCUAUAAGCUGCAGUUGCUUAGCCCUUUACAAAUAAAAUGCUGGAGUCAACAGGUAUAUAUACUUAGCAGGAAUAAGCAAUAAAUAUAAUUGCUUAUUCCUGCCAAGUCUACUAAACAAAAAAACACAAACAUGCCCCAUUCUGAUUGGCUGAUUCUUAUCUGUACUUACAAACCCUAUACUUAAAUGCUGUCUAUUAAAAAUAAACCAAUACAUAAUAUUAGAAGCUGCAAAACAGAGCUUUCCCAUUGUGUAUUUUAAGAAAUAAUGUUCCUACAAUGAAAUAGGAUAGCAGAAGCCACUUCAGAGUAGUGCAAAAUAUUUGUGGAAUAAUGUACACCCUAUUAUACAGUCCAAGGCAAUUAAAGGUCUCGGCAUUCCAGGACUACACUAAGGCAAAUUGGCACAGGUGACUUUAAUAUUCUAUUUUAUAAAAGGAAGGGUUUUGGUUUUUUUUAAAAAAAAAAUACAUAUUUCAGUGUGGGUUUUUUGACACCCCUAAGCACAGAUAACUGCUAAUAUCACAAUGCACCAUACUAUACUUUACAGGUUAUUCAUGGUUCUUUUCUGUUGUAUAAUUUCUAAUUGCAUGCACAUGCAAUGCAUAUAAAAAAUCUGUAGAAUUUGCAUGCUGCUUUUAAGCACCUGUUUGUCUCUGUAACCACAAAAUGAAAAUAUAUAAUUUUAAGGUUUAUUUACCCUUUAAAAGAUAGAAGUUUUCUGAAUACAUACAUUUCAGACCAGCAAAUAUAAAUAAAUAUAUAUAUAUAUAUAUAUAUAUAUAUAUAUAUAUAUAUAUAUAUAUAUAUAUAUAUAUAUAUAUAUAUAUAUAUAUAUAUAUAUAUUAUAGCACAAAGCCUGAGCCCCUGAUGUCCAUAGCACUAAUCUUGCAUGUUAAUUUCCAUUCCUCCCCCUUCUAAUAUCUUUCUAGCCUUUAUCCCUUCACUAAUGUUAUGGGGCAAGAAUAGCACUUACACAUGCUUUCCUAGCAAUGUGGAGGUUAACGGACAAGGAAAGUUAAACUAAAGAAGUAGCUAGAAAUGUUGUACAUUAUGUUUUGGGCUUCUUUACCAGCCCGGGCAACCAAAGCCCUUUAGCAGGGAAGAGUCUCCAAAGAUGCCCCAGUAGCUCCCCAUCUUCUUUCUGCUGAUUCACUGCACAUGCUCUGUGCUGCUGUCACUUACUGAGCUUAAGGACCGACUCAAAAUAUACAGUACACAUAGAAUCUAAAUGUUUUGUGUAACGGCUGUCCCCGUGGCAAACACAGCAACUUAUUAUUAUGGUAGUCUUUCUAACAGCUUUAACCAUGGAAGAUUAACAGUGAAUUUUACAUAAAUGCAUUUUUGUUUUGAGGGUCCUGGUCCUUUAAUUCAUGGUUAAGAACCAAAUUUAUAGGGUUUGUUAAGUUAGCUUUUAGUAUGUUAUAGAAUGUUCUAUUUGCAACUUUUAAAGUGGUCUUUGUUUUUAUAGUUAAAACUAUUAAAUGGUUUUGGGGAUCACUGACCCCAGCAACCAAAAAAUAAAUAUGGCUCCUUCAAUUCUGGUAUUCAAACCACUGUCUGGGUGCUAGGGAUAAUUGAACCUUGGCAGUCAGAUUACUGAAAUUAUAAAAAUGGAAGACCAUUUAAAAAUUGCCUUGGAACAUAUCUACGUUACUAAAUUUUUCUAUCAUUUGUAAAGGUGCAUUUUUGUAUAUGGUGCAGUAUGGAUAUUUGGCUGUUUAUCCACUUACCUCUUAAAACUAUAGCAUAGUUUUAGCCUCUUAUUGUUCUAAAAAAAAAAAUAUUCAACUCUAGCCUGAUCUCAGCUACAUUUCCAGCAUUUUCUUCUUAAAUAAAAGCUUAUUAAAGUGAAUGCUACAAUAAUGUUUCUGUAGUUAUAGUAAGAUGAAGCUGUGAAAAGAGAGAGAAAAUUAUCAGUAAAUGUUGCAAAAUAAAUUUGCAAAAACCUGA